AUAACAACUCCAUGGUUUUUUUUAAUAGGUAAAAAUGACUGAAACUGAAGAUUCUAAAAGGAAGAAAUCAAAAAAUGGUAGAAAAAAGCGUUCAAAUGCAAAACUAAAUGUUUCAGAAAGUGACGAAAAUAACAAACUUUCGGAUGGCUUAGAAAAAACAUUUACUAUAUCUCCAAAAAGAAAAUCUCUUACGUCAAAGGCUAAUGCCAUCGUAGCUAUUACAAACGCCAAAACUGGGGGAAACAAAUGGCAACAUUAUACAAAAACCAGAAGAUUAGUGUCUUUGGAUGGCGACAAAGUAGAUAGGAGAAAAACGGGAGGUCAAGGUCUUGUGAUUGAUUUACAACAGGAUGAAAACAGAUCCGAAGAUGCAGUUGAUGGUAAAAUGCGAACUUCGGAAAUCAAAUAUCGUAAAGGACAAAAUCGUCUCUUGAUAGAACAUUUUGCUCAAGCUAGCAAACAUCCACAUCAAAAUGAUGCAGUUGAUUUUGAUUUUAUUGAAAAACUAUUACAAAACGGGGCUGAUAUUAAUUGCGCAGAUAAAUAUGGCCAAACAGUAUUACAUGAAGUUGCAAGAGUAUGGCAUAUUGAUGUUGCUAAAUUCCUCUUGGAGAAUGGUGCCGAUAUUGACAGAGGUGAUAACUAUGGUAGAACACCUCUUCAUAUUUCCGCUGCAGUUGAUUAUACCGAAAUGGUCAACUUUCUUAUAAUGGAAGGAGCAAAUAAGGAAAGUCUAACGAAGGGAGAACUUCAAACACCAACACAUUUUGCAGCUAGAACAGAUUCUGUAAACAGUUUGAAAGCGUUAAUAAACCACGGAUGUGAAUACAAACAAAAGAGAGAUUACAAAGGCCGUACACCUUUGCACGUUGCGGCAGAAUUAGAUCGAAGUGAAACUGCCAGAAUGUUGAUAGAACUUGAUGAUCCAGCUCCAGCAGGAGUUAUAGACGACAGUGGACAAUCUGCUGUAGUUUUAAUGAUAACAAAAAUGCCCCCAGUUGCUAAAUUGGCAUUAGAUCAGUUCCAUACCACUGAUAGGGCUAAUAGAAGACAAUUUUAUCAUUUAAAUCAUCUAGAACCAAAAAAGGCUGGUGACCAAUUGAAAGGGCAUCCACAGACUGCUUUAAGAGUUUUGGUUGCCUUCAACCAAAUUGACCUCAUUACCCACCGAUCCGUCGAAAGAUUGCUAGAAAUAAAGUGGCGUAAUUUUGGAAAAAAAGGUGGAUUAUGGCAAAUAGUUAAAGCAGUCAUUUUCAUCGGAAUAUGGACGGCAAUAGGUCUUAGUAAAGAUCAUGAAACUCGCCAUGAAUACAAUUUAAAAUCAGAAUGGUGGAGGAUAAUACUUUGGAUUUUAGCUGUGGCUAUGACUCUUUGGCAAGUUAUAGAAGAAAUUAAGGAAUAUAGAAGCUCUCGAAAAGCUCAUUUGAAAUGGAAAAAUUGGCGGGAAGAAGAAGUGCGAAAAGAUUUACAGUUUUGCCAUCCGCGCUGGCCUGAGGAAACUGCAUAUUUAAACUCAGAAAUUGAUAGACUGAAUGGUAUAAAUGAUUCUGAAGUGAAAACCGUACCGGAAGAGACAUCGUCUGUAAAGACAUUUUGUUAUUCUUUUGUCGCCUUAUUCAGAGCUUCGUAUUUCAAUGAUCCAUGGAAUAUUUUCGAUUGGAUUUGUUACGUUUUACUAACGGUUGCAUCAAUAACUCACGUUGUUGAUGUUAUUGAUCAUACAAAUGCAAUAUCGAGAUGGCAUAUACGAAUUAUGGCAAUAGCAAUUAUUCUUAUAUGGAUAAGAAUAUUAAAAAUUGCUAGAGCAUACUCCGUUGGCCCUUUUGUAGUCAUGAUCUUUAAAAUGCUGACAGACAUAUUUAAGUUUGUAUUUGUCUACUUGGUGUUCUUCUGUCCAUACGUUUUCGCUUUUUGGAUGAUCUUUGGGGCGUCUAAGAGGCCAGAGAAGAACAUUAAUGAAAUUCAUCUCAACAGAACAAAAUCAUCUGUCAGUGGAAUGAAAACAUUCGAUAUGCUUAUAUUUACGCUGUUUCGAAUAACUCUUGUUGAUGAUUACGAUUUUGAUGGAAUGAUCGGUAUAGAUAAGUUUAUGACAUUUUUACUUUUGGGAAGUUGGUUAGCUCUAUCAGCAAUUAUUAUGCUUAAUUUAAUAAUUGCCCUUAUGUCUGACACAUUUCAACGUGUAUAUGAUAAUGCUAGAGCAAAUGCUGCUAUGCAAAAGGCAAUUACAAUAUUAAACAUUGAAGAGGGUCUAACCAAAAAGAAAAGGGAAAAGUUUAGAGAAUAUAUACACAACUAUUGCAGUCCUGAAGAACGUUUUUACGACGAUGACGAUAUCGAUGAUGGAAAAGAAAGUCUACAAAAAGUUACUAUACAAAUUAGGCAACGUUUGGAUAGCAUACUUGACUAUUUAAACCCUGAAAUGUCUUCAUAUUCAGUUAACCAACUAACUGAUAAAAACCAGGCUGUCGUCGUUAUACAGGUGUUAUUUUACAAAAAGAUUGAAAGAUAGAAAAAUCAAAAUGAAAAAUAAGAGCAUUACUUACAUAUAUAAGCCUUCUUAUCACUAUGCAUGCAUUACACACUCUUUUGCAUAAAUUAAGCAAUUGAGCAUGUUUUUUUUUCUUGCUACCACUUGAAUAUACCCAGGACUACUAACCUUACUUGAAAACUAUCACUGAUUUCCUUAUUUUGUCGUGUUCGUUUUAGAAUCAAUUGGAUGAGUUACAAUCUGCAUUAAAAGAUUCAGAAGAUGAUGAAGAGAAACAUAUUAAAGAUCAACCCCAAGAAGGACAAUUCGCCCGACUUGCUAGUCUUAGGACGGGACAAGUUAAAAAGAUGGAAAAUCAAUAUACAAUAAUAAAAAAUGAGAUAACACAACUAAAGGCUACUCAAGAUAAUUUCAAUAGAAAAAUAAAAAAUGAUCUCCAAGAAAUUAUCAGUACUUUGAACAACCUUAAUCUCCCAGUUAGAGGUUCAGCACCUAUUCAAGUUCAAUCUUCAACAACCAGAAGGGAAGGCAAUUUACCCGUUGUCGACGAUGGAAACGUUUCAGAUUCACCUCUUACAUGGAGGAAUGAAAAGCGUAAAGAAGAUCUGCUUAUGUUAAAAAAUACGUUUAAACUUGCCGGUCAAGGCCAUUCAAAUAUUGUAGUUAGUGACUUUGGAUCGAAUACUGAAGAGCGCGAUGUCUAAGGCGAGAAAGGAUAAUAUAAAAUAAGUAGUUCCAAUCAAUUGUCAAAAGAAGUAAAACUUUAUUUAAUAAUACAAUUGAGAUUAACCUGUUUAUAUUAAAGCUUUAACUAUUGCUAUUAGUCAAUAAAGUAAAAUAAAACCUUAUUUUUAAUUAAAUAUACUGUAUAUAGGGAAUUUGUUUUUUACUGUUGAAUUCCGAUAAGGAUAUCCUUAUAUUACAUAAUAUAUUACAAAUUAAAUCGAUUGUUCCCUAUCUAUAUAAACAAGGCUUUAUUUAAUGUAGUUUAAUCUUUUCAACAAGAGUUAUUUCAAUAGUAAUAAUCAAAUGUAUAUACCAAAAAAUAAAGUAUUUAUAUAUUACGUCAUAGAAAUAGUGUAUAGUUUACCCUUUUAACAUAAUUUAAAUUUAUCGAAAGCAUUAAAAACAAAAAUACUCCCAAAUCUACUUUUUAAAAAAAAUUUAAAUAUACAGAACGACUGCUUUUCAAAUUAUCUCAAAAAAUCAUUAAGAAUUGAUGAGAUAAGAUAAAGAAUAAAUAUAGAUGAGGUAAUAACCUAUAUGAAUGCAAGAUAUACAGUAUAUAUAUAUAUAUUCGUUUUUUCUUUAAUAUAAAUUAGGUAAAGAUUUAACCGUCAAACAAUUUAUAUAUAUGUAAUAAUAUCAUCAUUACCAACUUAGUUUAUGCAAAAACGGAGAGAGGAAAGGUAUACAAUUUUAAUAUAACAUUGACCCAUAAAACCGUUUAUAAUAAUUAUUAAAUAUUUUUACCUUUUCGAAUGAUCGUUAAGAACAAUGAUUUCCUAUACAGUAAUAAUUUUUAUCCACAAUUUUUAUCUAACUAGAUGAAUAAAACACAAAAAAUAACAAACGGAAUUACAUUGUUUUUUUUUUUUUAAAGAAAAUAGUUAAGCAAAAAAAAACGAUGUACAGCAUCAAAAAAAGAGAAUAUUUUUUUUUUUUUCUUUUCUUUUCACAACAUACAUAAACUAUGUUAAGAAAUGCAGUUCAUUAGAGAAAUUCGACAGAUAGGUGCUUACAAGAACACUUCGAAAACUUCUUCAUCCAAAGGAACAUUCUAUAGAUUUGUAGAGAAAAUGGUGGAAGAAAAAAUUAGGUCAUUAACGAAUUAAAUAAGGUAUAAUUAUGCUUUGUUAACUUACGCUGCUGCUCCAAGGAUAAAUGUAGCAGCAUGAGUGAAGAGCAGAGCCGGUAGAUUGGAUAUGAUUCCAGUGUUUCGAACACUAAGACCGUGUCUUUUAGAUUUUCCCGUUUCGGAUCGUGGAAAGUGUUUAUAUUUAUUGGAUUGUAUGUCACUG
Molecule: messenger RNA, 4512 nt
Organism: Dimorphilus gyrociliatus
Lineage: Eukaryota; Metazoa; Annelida; Polychaeta; Dinophilidae
Source: the annotation of a GenBank genome assembly